Penicillium daleae is the source of this 300-nucleotide messenger RNA. RefSeq names its product LysM peptidoglycan-binding domain-containing protein. The transcript has 2 exons. The record is from RefSeq and is a predicted model, not a curated record. Bases 1 to 300 code for a protein of 99 amino acids. Lineage: Eukaryota; Fungi; Ascomycota; Eurotiomycetes; Eurotiales; Aspergillaceae.
AUGGCUUCCUUGAGCACUCAAAUCCUUCUUUGCACUUUGGGGCUUACAUCCCUAGGGUUCUCGGCUGCUGUUGAGACUGUGAGCCGUGAUGUUUUACAAGAGACUCCUUAUUGCAACUCGCAUUAUAUGGUCCAAUUUGGGGAUACCUGCUGGGACAUCAUUGCACGGUAUGGCUCUAACUUCACAAUCAACCAGUUCCUAUGCUGGAACCCGGAUAUAAACACCUCGUGCUCGAAUCUUAUUCCAGAACGUCCUGUCUGUGUCGGCGUGAGAUGGCCUGGGCCGCAAUGCUACGACUAA